Molecule: messenger RNA, 6625 nt
Organism: Syngnathoides biaculeatus (alligator pipefish)
Lineage: Eukaryota; Metazoa; Chordata; Actinopteri; Syngnathiformes; Syngnathidae
Product: troponin T, fast skeletal muscle isoforms-like
Exons: 16
Coding region: 1-1056 (351 amino acids)
Biological process (GO): regulation of muscle contraction; sarcomere organization; muscle contraction
Cellular component (GO): troponin complex
Molecular function (GO): troponin I binding; tropomyosin binding; troponin C binding
Source: RefSeq, a predicted model, not a curated record
AUGGAAACGCCCUACGACCAGGAUUUGAACCCAGGGCCAGAUGAGCUCAAGUAUCACUGUAACACAAGGACAUAUUUUCUGAGAAGAGGCUACAGAUUGUGCAGAUCUUCAUCUUCGUCUUCACAGGAGUUUUUCUCCCUCCCUGAGAUUGAGCAACAGGUCUCUAGUUCUACACAACCACUGCAAGGUCUCCUGUCACCAUGUCCGACACUGAACAACUCCCAGGAGGAGUUAGUAGAAGUAGAAGUAGCCCCUGAGGCGGAAGCCCAGGUAGAAGCAGAGCCAGAGGUAGAACCUGAACCUGAGGUAGAGGCUGAACCCGAGGCAGAAGCCGGGCCACAGGUGGUGGUUCGUGAGGAGGAAGAUGGCUAUGAAGAGGAAGUGGAGGAGGGAGAUCAAGAUGAGGAGAAGCCAAAGUUUAAACCAACUGCUCCCAAGAUCCCUGAUGGAGAGAAGGUCGACUUUGAUGACAUCCAGAAGAAACGUCAAAACAAAGACUUAGUUGAGCUUCAGUCGCUGAUCGAUGCGCACUUUGAGUGCAGGAAAAAGGAGGAAGAGGAAUUGAUUGCUCUCAAAGAAAGAAUUGAGAAACGUAGAGCAGAACGAGCAGAGCAGCAAAGGAUUCGAGCUGAGAAGGAUAAAGAGCGCCAAGCCAGACGGGAGGCAGAGCGUAUCAGGAAGGAGGAGGCUGAUGCCCACAGGAAGGCUGAAGAUGAAGCUAAAAAAAAGAUUGCGCUGUCUAGCAUGGGAUCAGGCUUCAGCAGCCAUCUGCAGAGGGUGGACCAGAAAAGAGGAAAGAAGCAGACUGAGAGGGAAAAAAAGAAGAAGAUCCUGGCAGAGAGAUGCCAACCGCUAGCCAUCGACAAUCUAAGUGACGACAAACUGAGGGAAAAGGCAAAGGAGAUGUGGGAGUGGCUGCACAGCCUAGAAGAAAUUAAAUAUGACCACUGUGAGAAACUCAAGAGACAGCGAUAUGAGGUAAUCUCUCUGAGAAAUCGCAUCGAUGAGCUGCAAAAACAUAGCAAGAAAGGAGCUGCCACACGUCGCAGAAAGUGAGGUCUGUGCCAGUCAGACUGGAGAGGAAACACAUUGCUAAUGCUGGGUUCACCACACCCACAAGUACUUCCACUACUACAAUGACAGCUGGACACACGUUGCUCCGUGAAACUGGAUGGAUUUACCUAUACUCAAUACAUCAAAGGUUCAUCAUUAUACUUGUAUAAUGAUAGUGUUACUGUCCAGAAAAUAAAUAUCUGAAAUGAUUAAGCAUGUCUUGCUGUUUGGUUCAUUUUUAAACAAAUAAUACAGUUCAAAGCUUUUUUUUUUUUUUUUUUUUUUUUACAAAUAUUUGUAAUAUUUCAAACUUUAAACAGUCAGAUUUCUAUCCCUGGCAUGUGUACCACUGCACCAUCAGUAACUCUCCACAUUUCCAUCCGAGCCAUUGUGCCGCCGUGAUGACAAACGUUUUUUCAUAAUGGUGAAAGCUUUCCCUGCGAUUAGCUGCUGACCGGUCCACGGUUAACUCACCUCUCACCCAAAGGGAGUUGAAAUGAGCUUCAGUCCACUUAUUGUUGUUGAAAAUGGAUGGAUGGAUGGAUGCAUACAUGAACCAAUCAGUCUUAGACAGUUAGCAGGGCUUAAUUCUUGUGAUAUCAAGCCUUUUAAAAAAAAAUAAAAAAUCAGAAUCAUUGAAAAAAAUAUAGACAGAAAAAGGCCUUCAUUUCAGUUAUAUUCAUUACAUUUGCUGUGACAUUUGAGACUCAAAUGUAAAUUUAUUUUUCUCGUAUGGUUUUUUAACUUUAUUUUGUUACUUAGAUUUCCUAUUUCAGUGUGGAGUUUAGAUUCUGAGAAUAAAAAUCCAAGUUCCCACAAAGCUAAAUUCAUAACUCGAACCCUGAGUGCAACAUUUUUAAAAUGUCGGGUUUGAUUUUUUUUUUUACAUAGUUACAUAGUUUCAGAUAAAAAAUAUUCUUUAAUCAAUGUAUCCAUAUUCUUAGUUGCGCAAGUGCUGGAGGCUAUCCCAACUAUCUACGGGCAGGAGGCGGGGUACACGCUGAACUGGUUGCCAACUAAUCGCAGGGCACUGAGAAACAACCAUUUUCAUCACAAUCACACCUCAGGGCAAUUUAGUCACCAAUUAAUGCAUGUUUUUGGAAUGUGGGACGAAACUGCAGUGCCCUAAGAAAACCCAAGCAGGCAUGCGAAGAACAUGCAAACGCCACACAUGGGGGGAACAGGAUUUGAACCUCAGACCUAGGAACUGUGAGGCAGACACGCUAACCAGUCUAACCACCGUGUCACAGUUUAGGUAAUGUAUUGUCACUCAUAAAUUACACAUCAAAUCCAAAGCCUUUCAGUCAUUAUAUGCUGUGCAUACAACGAAAUGAUGAGGAACAUCCUGGGUAAAAAAAAAACAAAACAUAAAACAUCAAGGCACAGUUAUUGCAAAAUAAAAUAAAUGCACAAAAAUGCCGUUGCAUAAUAUUCUAUUACAGUACUGUUAUUUCAAUGGUUUGAGUUUGAGUUGAUGGCUCUGGGAGAAAAGCUGUGCUUGAAACUGGCUGUCCGUAUUUUGUGGAAUCUGUACCGCCUGCCAGAGGGCAACAGGUUUAACAGGUGAUGACCAGGAUGUGAAGAGUCCUUUACAAUAUUAGUGGCUCUGCUGUGAUAGCAGGAGUUGGCAAUGUCCUCUCGGGAGGGCACAGAGCAGCCAAUGAUCUUCUGGCAACUGUUGACCACUCUUUGCAGAGCUUUCCUGUCCGCUGCUAUACAUCCAGCAUACCACACUGUGAUGCAGUGAGUGAGGAUCCUCUCCACGGUGGUUCUGUAGAAAGCCUGCAGCAGCUGAGCUUCCAAGUUGUUGUUCCUGAGCACUCUCAGGAAUUGGAGUCACGUCUGCGCCUUUUUCACCACCGCAGUGGAAUUUACAGUCCAAAUGAGUUUGUCUGUGAUGUAGACUCCCAGAAAUUUGAGGGUGUGGACCCUCUCCAUGCACUCCCCAUUGAGGAGCAGUGGGACCGGGUCAAUACCGCACUUCCGGAAAGAUAAAUGUUAAUACGACGUUUUCGUGAUGUUUUACAACUGUGAGUAGCUCUAUUUUAAAGUUGUAUAAUUUGGACUUUUUCUCUUUCUUUUAAUUACUUAAACAGAACCCAUGCAACCACAGGGAGGAAGUGUAAGGGCCACAAAAAGUUAAGGUCAAAUUAAAGCAAUCACAGUAAAAACUAUCAGCACAUAAGGUACACAAAUCACAUACUACCUGUAUGAAAAUAUAAAAGAUAUAUGGAUGCAAGGGUUUCAAACCACAAUGGCCCUCACUCUAGUAUUUGAAAGUUGAGUCCACGAUUGAUGUUUGGUCCUCGUUGUAUACUCUAUAUUGGAAAGGUUGUUAGCGCGCAGCUUCAACGCGAACAAUACAGCACCAAUUUAGGUAGUAAUAUGUACUAAGAUACGGCUUGUUAAAUUUCCUAUAAGUCCUCUUACAAGUUAUAAAGUUACUCACGUUCGAUGUUUCUUUUAACAUCCACAAUUGAUCACAAACAUGUCUCGUUGUUAUCAAGCUAAAGUAAGGAAUACUAGGCGGAUAAGCAAGUUAAGUUGACGUUUCCACUCGCUCAACUUCUGAGUACUCACUACCCUCGUUGUAUACGGUACGUAGGUUUUGCAAGACGUGUGACACUAGUGUUUGAUGUUUUCCUCUUCAAUAAAUAUUAGAAAAAAGACGCUUUUGUUGUUAGCAGUCUGAGCUCAGCUAACUUGGGCCGAGCAGCUUCGACGGGAACGAUACGGCUCCAAUUGACCCCUCCAUACAGGGCACUUAAGCACGCCUCCUGAAGUCACGUCACCCCACUGUUGCUAACCUCAGAAAAACAGACAAAAUGGCGUCGGAGGAAGAAAAGUCGAGAGCGAUUUACCAGCUGAUUUUUCACUCGCAUUCUUACCGAAUAGUGAAAUAUCGUUGAAGAGCAGACAGCAGGGCUUCAAGUAUUUCAGCGAGGGGUAUUUCAAUGCUAUUUCCAUGCAUAUUGACGGAGAAACCAUUGAUAUUAGCGCGAGAUCUUUCCGGAGUCAGAGGAAGACCGAGAAGCCACAUAAUAUGAUAUAUUAUAACCCAAAGACGAAUUCGUCAUUGACAGUUUCCUAUUUUCGUGUUACCUAUCACACUUGUGUGCAGAAUCUGUAUGUGUAUCUGUAUAGCCGUUUGUAAACCGCCGUAUGAAGGAAAAGAAGAAGGUGAGGCUUGAUUUACGAGUUGUUUCUCUCGUUUUCUUUGUGUAACGUCACGCGCUCCCCUCAAUAAUUAUUCUUGAAUUAGUGCCGAACCUACGUAAGUCCCGACCGAGUACGACAAUCACUACUUUAGUGUCCUCAAACAUCCUUCCUUCAGUCUUGGUGUCUCGGUGCACGUCGAAGGCUUUUAGGACUCGCUAGUCCGGUUUAGCUUAGCUCGCUAGCCGCCAACAAAGAGACACGUUUGUGCAGUCAGGUCCUCGCAAACACAACACAGAUCAAGUGUGUCAAUCAUUCACACGUAGCUAUGUUAUGCAAGCGAAGAACUGCUAAUUCAUUUAUAUGAGACAUGUAUUGAAAAUUAAAUAUAGGGCUUACCUUUGUGCAAACACAUCUGUUCCGGUUGAUUUUAGAUGGAUUCAGUUGAUCAUGCGAUCUUCCACAGUUUGAUCCAUCGAAGACAUUUUUCGUACUCUGUCUUCUGUUUCAGUUGAUUUUAGGUGGAUUCAGUUGAUCAUGCCGUCUUCCACAAAGUUUGAUCCAUCAAAGACAUUUUUCGUACAGUCUUUGGUUUUGGAAAGGGUACAAAUUGAACUCCACCAACUAGCCUAUCAGGAUACCUGUCGUCACUAUUACAAAGGCCGUGACUACACCUCUUAACCAUAUCCAUUGUUAAGGAUCCCUAAGACGUGAUAAAAUGCAAACAAAAGCUCUACUGAACCAUGCGACUUUGUCUGAGGUUAUGGCGGACGACAGCAAGGGGUGUGGUUUAGGCACAUCUCUGGCUUCUGAUUGGUCAGCGACGCGGCCCAUGCAAUUUCUACGGAGGGGUCAAUUUGGGUACUAAGGUUGCACAGAUGGUGGUUUUAGUCCACUGAAGUCAUCGCCAGGAGUGUCCCACGUUGAGUAUUCACAACAUUCGGUCCAAAAUCAGCAGGUUUUAUUUAAUUACGAUCGGGACAGUUUGAAGACCGGAAUCAGAACGGAAGGAUUACUUCUCCCCCCGGCCCCCACAACUAUUGUUUUUUUUAGUAUCUCUAUACACACCUACCUGUCAUUUGGAACCCACGAAGCUCUCCUCCUUUGCACCUGUGCAAUCCAUUUUUCACGAAGAACAGGGUCUUUUCUAAAAGUAUGAAGAGUAAAUCCAUCCUCCCGAGUGUUCAAACAAUAUCCAGCAAUACCUACAAGCCGGCAUUUUGGCUAACACAGAGGAACAAAGCGCUACCUUCCAGCAGGUAAAACUAGUAUAAACAGACGAGCCAGCCUGAAUGCGCUGCCGCUUACUGCUUCUUUAAAAAAAAAAAAAAAAUCCUUCUACACUGGAGACUUUUUUGUAUGGUAUAGUUUUUAUAUCUUGAUCAUACUCAAACAAUCAUAUACUGAUUGUACUCCACAAGAGAGAAUGGAUCUGUGAUAUCAGAAACAGGAAAAGAAGUAAACUGUCAUUGUUGUAGAAACGUGUCAGAAAAGGGAAACCGACUAUCCAUUGUCUGAGCAUGGUAAGAAGCAAAUUAUUUUCACUUCUAGUUGAGAAUGGAGAGACGUAAAGCCACCUAAAGACAAAGGUGGACACAAUUUCAGGAGAGGACUUUUUGAAUAACCAUAAAAAUCUUCAUGACAUCCUAAUCUAGACAAUGCUUUUUCUCUUCUCAAAAUGUGACCUAAAAGCUUCCAUCCAUCCAUCAUCCAUCCAUCCAUUUUUUAAGCUGCUUAUCCUAACAAGUGUGGCAGGAGUGCUGGAGCCUAUCCCAGCUGUCAAUGGACAGGAGGCAGGGUACACCUUGAACUGGUUGCCCGCCAAUCGCAGGGCACAUGAACACAGACAACAGUUGCACUCACAGUCACAUCCAGGGGCAAUUUAGAGUGUCCAAUUAAUGUUUGUGGCUCAAAAAAGAUUGUAAAACAUUGAUUUUGGGUCCGUAAAUUCAGUCAAAUGUCCCCACCACACCACAAAGAUAGGGCUGGGAUUGAAUCCGGAUCCUCAGAACUGUUUAACUACGUAAUCAAAAACUUAUCGCUUAAAAAAAGUUAUCACAAACACAACACUAAGAUAUAGUACAUAUGUGAGCGAGUCAACAAAGCAACCAAUCUGUUUUUUUGGCUCCAUUGGUCCACACGUAACGCCGGGGAUGUCGCCUUAUAUCAGUGCACUUCAUGUAAUAUAGUACAAACUGUCAGCUUGGAUUGGUAGGAAACUGCAUGACAUCACAACGCAAAGCAGUUUUGGCCAUAAAACAAGCAGACAAGAAUGUUUGCAGUCUCUUUUCCAUGGGCAUCAUUUUGAACCCAGUGAAGGAGAGCCCAGCGCUGAACCAUUUCCAACCUGAUUGACUUUUUUUUUUAAUUGUUAAACCCCUAAACCGGCCAAAUCAUUAAAGAUUUACCUUCACCA